UAUUGUUUAUUUAAAAAAAAAAACUCCGCUUGGGUGUUUUGACUGCUCUGUUAGAUACUUUACUAUAAUUUUUUUAUCUGCUCAGGAUGGAAUUGACGUGGAGUCUGUCGAUCCCAGUGAAGUAGUUUUUGUUGAUGAAAUCAAUGAUAUAAUUGUACCGGAAGAAAUCUUCCAACAAUGGCCGGGUGAAGCUGUUGCUCUGGAAGUAAAUGGGGUCGAGUACGCUGAGGAUGACUUCAUACCAAUUGAAGGCACCAAUAUUGUUGAAUAUGAGGAGGAAGACGUGGACCGAUUGAUGAACCGAGGCCGACGAAAACCUCCUACGAUUGUACAGUGUGAAGUAUGCGGUGUGGUAGUGAAACAUCCAUCAAAGAUAGAAGCACAUAUGCGCACGCACACCGGUGAAAAGCCAUUUGAAUGUGAGAUUUGCGGUGCUAAAUUUACACAACGCACUCCUAUGCUCAAUCAUGUCCGCCGUCAUCUGGGCCAAACUCCUUAUCUGUGUGGAUAUGGAUGUGGGAAAAGUUUUGUGAACAACGCUCAGAAGAAUGCUCAUGAGUUAAGGCAC
Messenger RNA from Strongylus vulgaris, 568 nucleotides. NCBI's taxonomy places the organism in Eukaryota, Metazoa, Nematoda, Chromadorea, Rhabditida, Strongylidae. The record is from the annotation of a GenBank genome assembly.